Molecule: messenger RNA, 1518 nt
Organism: Toxotes jaculatrix (banded archerfish)
Lineage: Eukaryota; Metazoa; Chordata; Actinopteri; Toxotidae
Gene: atf5a
Product: activating transcription factor 5a
Exons: 3
Coding region: 1-1518 (505 amino acids)
Biological process (GO): regulation of transcription by RNA polymerase II
Cellular component (GO): nucleus
Molecular function (GO): RNA polymerase II transcription regulatory region sequence-specific DNA binding; DNA-binding transcription activator activity, RNA polymerase II-specific
Source: RefSeq, a predicted model, not a curated record
AUGAUGGCAACAUCAGCUCCUGUUUGGAAGACUCUUCGUGUCUGCCCGGCAGACCCCCUCGCUCUCUCUCACCCACAGGCUAACCACAGCCAAUCACAGGGGUGCAGGGGGGAGGUGUCAGAGGAGAGUCAGCACUUAAUUGGUGAUGGUCUCACUGACUGGAUGACGGAAGAAGUGGAUUUCUCCUCGUACCUCCCAAACCCCCCUUCCCCUCCCUCCUCCACCAAUGCCUCCCUUCCCCCUUCACCCCUUCAGAAUGAUAUUCAGGUGCCCUCUGACUUGGAGGUCAUGACCUCCCUGCUGCAGGAGGAACUUGCCCAACUAGAAGACUACUUCCUGUCUGAACCAGUGCCAGAGAAAGGGCCGAGGCUGGGAAAAUGUGACAGGGGUCCACUGCCGGCGGGUCCUCAGCCAUUCAGUCAGCUGCCAUACGCAUCGUACUCUACAGCCAACCAAUCGGAAUCCAGCCCACUUCUUGUUACCCUAGCAACUGGAGAACUGGACCUGCUGAGUAUCUGUGGCGGGCCCAUUGGGCGAUCCAAAAUUCCAAGACACGCCCCGUACAGCUGCAGUCGCCCCAGUGGGUGUGGUAGGAAAAGAGUUCCUGAUGGUGUGAGGUACAGCAGUGAAGGCUAUGAUAACAGUUUGUUGAGUUCCAAAGGAAACAACUCAGGUAACUCAGCAGUGACCCUGACAGGUAAUUAUGGCUGUGUAGAAGACGAGCCGCUGGUUGGAAAAAGCUACUGUCUGGGUAGUGCAGUCGAGGUCAGAAGAUGUGCCACUCUACCCAAAGAAGAGAAAAAUUGCUGUUUCAGUCAAGAUAUUAUAAGUGGUUCGAAAGUUGUUGGUGGAGGAUUUGGCUUUGGCGGAUCACUUGAUGUCCCACACAAGAAAGAGGAUUUGUUGAUGUAUAGCAUGAGGGAGGUCAGCGGAGGCACUGCUAACAACGAGGUGCUGAACAGUAUCAAAACUAGUGUGGAGGUGACAAAAGCCACUGUAUCUUGGAAAACUGAGAGCAGCGACGGUUGUUAUCUUCCAACAACACCACAGCCUGAGGCCUAUCAUAGCUUCUUAGGCACCAUCAACGAACAGGUCAAAACAGAGAGUCUACAGAUAGGGCAACAUGAUUUACACUGUAAUUUCCUUGAGGAUCAGGGCCCAGAGUGUCUUUUAAUGGCUAGGGAGAGUCUGAACUUGGAGUCCUCAGGGCAUAGACAAGCGUGCAGGCUGAAGGAAGACCAUUGUGCUGUGAAAUACGAGGUGGACAUCCCAGUUGAAGGCGGGGAACGCAAACAGAAGAAGAGAGAUCAGAACAAAACUGCCGCUCACAGGUAUCGCCAGCGAAAAAGGGCGGAGCUAGAUUCAUUGGAGGAACAGUUGCAUUGCCUUGAAGGGAGGAACCGGGAGCUCCGGGACAAGGCAGAGUCCGUAGAACGUGAAAUCCAGUAUGUUAAAGACCUACUGAUUGAAGUUUACAAGGCCCGUAGCCAAAGGCUCAAGCAGGACACAACAGCGUAA